GACGCCGGCGAUCAAUUUCUAUAUUGGACGACGCCGAAUCCCUGCCGGCACGUUCCCGAGCUUGCUUUCCCAUGGAUCCAGCAACCUUCGAUAGGGAGAGGCAUGUGGCCUUCCUGGAGAUGAUGCUGGAGCGCUUGCCGGAAGAGUACGAGUCACAGGAGAUCAACCGCCUCACAAUUGCCUACUUCGUCAUCUCUGGACUUGCUGUUCUUGACGCCUUAGAUCGGGUUAACAAGGAUCAGUUGGUCAGAUGGGUUUUGUCAUUUCAAGAACAUCCUAAAAGCGAUGCUGAUCUUAAAAAUGGACAAUUCUAUGGAUUUGGUGGUUCCGCACCUCCAAACACUUUAGUUGAUGGUGAAAGGGUUUCUGGUAACAAUUGUAGCCACCUAGCCAGCACAUAUUGUGCCCUUGCCAUCUUGAAAAUUGUUGGUUACAGUUUCUCAAAUUGUUGUAUUGAACCAAUAUUGGUUUCGAUGAGAGAGCUUCAACUGCCUGAUGGAAGCUUUAUGCCCAUUCAUACUGGGGCAGAAGCAGAUCUUCGAUUCCUAUAUUGUGCUGCUGCAAUCUGUUUUAUGUUGAACAAUUGGACUGGAAUGGAUAAAACGAAGGCAAAGGAAUAUAUACUCAAGUGUCAGUCUUAUGAUGGAGGCUUUGGGCUCGUGCCUGGGGCGGAGUCCCAUGGUGGUGCAACGUACUGUGCAGUGUCAGCUCUCCAUUUGAUGGGUUAUUUGGAAACUGCCAUCAUAUCGAAAUUUUCUCAACGAUGUGUCAUUGAUGUGCCACUUUUAGUGGAGUGGAGCUUGCAGCGGCAAUCAGUUGAUGGAGGAUUCCAAGGCAGGGCCAACAAGCCCAGUGAUACUUGUUAUGCAUUUUGGGUUGGUGGCGUUCUGAAGCUCUUGGGUGGAUACCACUUCUGCAACAAAGAAGCUUUGCGCAGUUUCUUACUUUCUUGCCAGUCUAAGUUUGGUGGGUUCAAAAAAUUCCCAGAUAUUACAUAUCCUGAUCUCUACCAUUCCUUCUACGGAUUUUCUGCAUUAAGCUUGUUGGAAGAACCUGGACUUAGGCCUCUUCAGGUUGAAUUAGGAAUCCCCCUUUUAGUUGCUGCUGGAAUCUGAAUGCAAUCUAAUCUUUCACGUUCCAUUAAUUAUCAGCUUAGCUGCUUGAUUGAAGGAUGAAGUUAUUCAGCUAUAUCUCUAGCUUCUUUUGUGAAACUAUUUAUUUUUUUUCUAGUAAUAUGAAAUGUUUAAAUCAAAUUCCUAUCUCCUCUGUAUUAUGAAUUUCACUGUUUCAUUCUUUAUUGACCGGAGAAUGUUGCAGAUAUUAAGUGUUUGCUGGAAAG
Phalaenopsis equestris is the source of this 1339-nucleotide messenger RNA. RefSeq names its product geranylgeranyl transferase type-1 subunit beta. Gene Ontology annotation, molecular function: CAAX-protein geranylgeranyltransferase activity. Gene Ontology annotation, cellular component: CAAX-protein geranylgeranyltransferase complex. The record is from RefSeq and is a predicted model, not a curated record. Gene Ontology annotation, biological process: protein geranylgeranylation. NCBI's taxonomy places the organism in Eukaryota, Viridiplantae, Streptophyta, Magnoliopsida, Asparagales, Orchidaceae.